UCCCAUAUCCCAAUACAGGCACCCACGACGUCAGCGAGAAUCGUUCGCAAGGCCAGCCGCCGGAUCGCAUCGUUCUUGCUGCCUAUUAUAUUACAAACUGUUCACAUUUCAAGUUUAUGUCUAGAGUUAAUUAAAUCCACAAUGGUUGAGGCGGAUCUUUGGAUUAGGCCAGCUUAAGAUAUCCCGAUGUCUUGUCUUCAGCGAUAUUAAUACACUGAUCGAUCUUUUCGUCUUCUGAAUCGUGAUAUGAUCAGGUAGAAACACCUGCCUGCGUGCUGGACUGGAAGCAUGGACGAGUCGAGCCUGUUCAUGCAGUGGGCAAUGGACACGCUGCAGCACGAGCACCAGCUGCAGCACCCGUCGCUCCAACAGCUCGGCGGCUCUGCGGCGUUAAAGAACGGCGGCAUGGCCAGCUCCGGAAACACGUCUGCCGUGCCCGUGGCCACGGAGAACGACAGCGUCGGCAGCAGCAGCGUGAGCUGGAACUUCGCCUCGGCCUUUUCACGGCAGCCGGGCAACGAAGCCACCACGGUUCCCUCCUCGAGAGCGCGCGACGUGCCGGCCGCGGACCCGGCGGCGUCGAGGAGAGCCUCCGCCGCCGCCGCCAGCACGGGGCACACGUCGCCGGCCGCGCGUGACCACAUCAUGGCGGAGCGGAAGCGCCGGGAGAAGAUCAACCGGCGCUUCAUCGAGCUCUCCACCGUCAUCCCCGGCCUCAAAAAGAUGGACAAGGCGACGAUUCUUUCGGACGCCGUCAGAUACAUCAAGGAGCAGCAGGAAAAGCUCAGGGCACUCGAAGACAGCACCGCCACGACCCGGUCCGUACUAGUGCUCGUCAAGAAGCCGUGCAUCGAGUCGCCGUUUGCUGCAGCUCCAACUCCGACGACGACCAGGAGCGCGCUGCCGGAGAUCGAGGUGGCGAUCUCGGAGAGCAACGUGAUGGUGAGGAUCCACUGCGAGGACGCGAAGGGGGUGCUUGUCAGGUUACUCGCCCAGGUCGAGGGGCUCCACCUUAGCAUCACGCACACCAAUGUCAUCCCGUUCCCGGCUUGUACUGUGAUCAUAACCAUCGUGGCAAAGGUGGACGAGGGCUUCAAGAUCACAACGGAGGACAUUGCUGGGAAGCUCCAGUCUGCGUUGCGCCUGAAGAAUCUUGAAGCCGCAAAGACUUAAUAGUAAAAAGGCAUCAUGCGUUCGUGUUUGUGUUUGUGUUUGUGUCAGUCUUGUGGCGGCAAAGGAGAAAAACUGUUGCUUCUGGCUAUGUCAAUAAUAAAGCCUCGUGCAGCGCGAGCCGCAUGUGACUGAGCCAAAAACAUGCAUGCAUUGCAUGUCCUGAUUCGCGCAUCACAUCCUGUCGAUACAACGCAAGCAAGCUUGCGAUCGAGUGGUAGCGGCGCCCGGCCGGCGAGAAUCUCGGCGCCACAUCUUGAAUUGUACUCCAAGUUUUGUUUGGUCGGAACAGAAACACGCAUAUAUAGUACUGUGGCCUACGUA
This is a messenger RNA of Brachypodium distachyon (stiff brome), 1494 nucleotides long. Its product is annotated as transcription factor bHLH25. Gene Ontology annotation, molecular function: protein dimerization activity. The coding region runs from base 289 to 1173 and encodes 294 amino acids. The transcript has 3 exons. NCBI's taxonomy places the organism in Eukaryota, Viridiplantae, Streptophyta, Magnoliopsida, Poales, Poaceae. The record is from RefSeq and is a predicted model, not a curated record.